AUGGAAACUGUUGAACAACAUCAACAACAGCUCCAACAAGAUGCUGAUGCUCAUCAUCAAUAUUGUGCUAAUAAUCCCCAAACACACAAUAUUGCCCAUAACUUCUCUGAAAGUGCAAAUACAAGCAGUUAUUCAGAUAUGCACCAGAUCAAUGUUGCAAACAUGGCUACAUGUAAUUACUGUAAUGCAUUCAAGCUUCCAGCAGAAAGUCCAGGAAUGUGCUGCUCUAAUGGAAAAGUGCUAUUAGCAGAACCCAAUGUCCCUUUGGUUUUGCAAUCUCUUUUUUCAAGUCAAGAUGAUAUUGCCAAGCACUUCUGUGAUAAAAUUCGUCUAUAUAAUUCAGCAUUUACUUUCACAUCUGUUGGUGUCAAGUUAGAUAAUGAGCUUGCAAAUGCAACUGCUGGUGUUUAUACCUUUCAUGUCCAAGGUUCAAUUUACCAUCAAAUUGGCUCAUUACUGCCAGAACCUGGAUCUGAACCUCACUAUCUACAGAUGUAUGUCUGGGAUACUGAAAAUGAAUUGCAUCAUCAGAUAAGCACCCUUUCUGAUUCUGGCCUUGAUCCCACUAUUAUACAAAGUUUGAAGGUUGUGCUUGAUGAGAGACUUGACCAAAGGACUCAUAACGUUCCAACAGCUUCUCAAGUAGCAGCAAUUUGGAUUGAUGAUGAUGUACCUUCUGAUGCAAUUCAAAAACGAGAUAUUGUAUUGCAUACACAAACACAUCAGUUAAUCCAUAUCUCUGAAUUCAUUGGAUGUUAUGACCCUUUGGCUUAUCCACUUUUGUUUCCUCAUGGUGAACAAGGAUGGACUCCUUGCCAGAUUCCAUACAAAAAUAUUCCUUUUGAGACAAUUAAAGAUCCUAAUGAUGAAGAUAAUAAAUAA
This is a messenger RNA of Entrophospora candida, 882 nucleotides long. Lineage: Eukaryota; Fungi; Glomeromycota; Glomeromycetes; Entrophosporales; Entrophosporaceae. The record is from the annotation of a GenBank genome assembly.